GGGGAGGAGCCGGCGGCCCAGACGCGGAAGCGGGAGGAAGCAGCGUGGCUUCCCCUGGAUGUAAACAAGGCGGCCGGGCGAGGGGGUCGCACCGCGGGGCUUCUCCGAGAGGCCCUGCCCAGGUCAUGGCGUUUCUGAAGCUCUUUGGGCGAUUAAAAUCAGUUGUCAUUGGGAUGGUGCAUGUGGGGGCAUUGCCAGGGACGCCACGGAGCAGUUUGCCAUUGACCCAGAUCACUGAUAAAGCCUGUCAUGAGGCUGAGAUUUACAAAGAUGCUGGAGUUGAUGGCUUGAUAGUGGAAAAUAUGCACGACCUUCCUUACACCGUUUCUGUUGGGCCAGAAAUAACUGCAGCAAUGGCAGUCAUUAGUGCUGCAGUGAAACACACCUGCCCACGUCUCCCAUUGGGUAUCCAGAUUCUGUGUUCUGCAAAUCAACAGGCUGUAGCUGUUGCUCUUGCUGCAGGUCUUGAUUUUAUCCGAGUUGAAGGGUUUGUUUUUUCUCAUGUAGCUGAUGAAGGGAUGAUAAAUGCCUGUGCAGGUGAUCUGCUAAGAUACCGAAAACAAAUUGGAGCACAGCAUGUUCAAAUUUUUGCCGAUAUUAAAAAGAAACACAGCGCUCACGCUCUGACAGCAGAUGUCAGUAUAUCAGAGACUGCUAAGGCUGCUGAGUUCUUCCUUGCUGAUGGGAUUGUAUUGACUGGAACAGCUACUGGAAUGCAGGCAGAUCCUAAAGAAUUGAAAGAAGUUGAACGUGCUGUGAAGAUUCCAGUGCUGAUUGGGUCUGGAGUGACGCUGGAGAAUGCAAGGAGCUACCUGGAUGCAAAUGCUUUAAUAAUUGGUUCAUAUUUCAAGAAAGAAGGUUACUGGGCAAAUAGUGUUGAUCCUGACCGAGUAAAGAAAUUUAUGGAUCAUAUAGGUAAACUGAGAGAAUGAAUUUAUCAUCAUAUAGUAUUGUGUUUGUGCAGAAUAAAAUCAGGCCACAGCAGAACUUCUGUGGGGUUACUGUACACAUCCAAUAUGAUAUACGGUACCAUGCACAAGUAACCUCCAUUAGUAUUCAUGGGAGUUGCAUGGGAAUUGGAAUUGGUUAAUACAAUAUUAAAUGGGGGGAGGGAGGGAAUCUUCUCCAUGGCUAGCCAAUAAAUCAGGGGGCAUUUUAAAGAAAACAGUUGUUCUCAGUUUCAUUUGUAGGCACAUUUCUGCAGCUCUCUACUCCCAUGUUCCAAUACUAAAUUACCUCUUAGAAAUUUUCAGGAAUAUAUUCUUUACAACAGGUAAAGAAUUUGUUCAGCUUAAGAAUUAGCUGAGUUUUGUUUUAUGCGUGGAAUAUAAUAGGACACCCUAAGAUUGCAGCCACCAGAAUUGUAAAUUGGGCAGGUCAGUUAGCCUCUGUGUGCCUCAGUUUCUCCAUCUGUAAAAUCGGGAUAAUACCUAUUUUAAAAAAUGUUGUAGGACAUAAUGAAUGAGUUUUUGUAAAGCAGUUUCAUCUAAUAAAAUAAUAAUCAAACUGUCAAAAAAUACAGUAAAAAUGCUAUAAGUUAGAAAAGUCCAUUUAUUCAUGUCUGAAUACUGGUGACGACAUAGCAGAAUUUUUGGAAGUCUUGAUCCAUCACUAACUUCAGACACUCAGCAGCCGCCUCUCCCAGUUAUGAGUGGCACCCUAUCUGUUUAUCUCCUUGCUGGUUCUUUACUAUGAUGACCCAUCAUGAACUCCUUCCAUGAUAACUUUCUCAAGAUUAUUUCCAUCUCUAUGGCUAAUGUGAGCAAACUACAUAAGUUUGUGCCUGUUGAUUUCCGAGAGCAGAGAGUCCUCUUUUCUCCAGUAAUAUUUCAAACAUAAGAGUCUAUGCCAGCACCUCAUUUCAAAGGCUUCAGUUUUCUUCUAGUCAUCCAUAUUAGUUCCCUAAGAUUCACUUCCAUAAGUCGCUAUGGAAAAAAAUUAAACUUUUCAUCAGUUGAACCUUUGUAUGUUUUGAGAGGCCAUGGUUUUUCCACACUUUUAUAAAGGAGGCCAUGGCUGAACAAGCCAUCCCUAGUCUUCUUCCGAUUUCUCUAGAAUAACCUUCUUGGUUGGAAUAUGUAUGAUCCCAGGUAAUUAAAUUAAUCUACUACCUCUACAGCUUGACCAUUAAUCUUGAUGUCCACUUGCAUCCUGAUGUUAUUGAUAGUGUCAAGAUAUAUGCAUUUUUAUUUUUGCCCCUUUCAGGAGUAGUCCAUAUUUCUCAUUAACAGUUUUUAACAGACUCCAACAUUUGUUGAAUUCCAUUGAUGGUUGCAACAAAAACAUUUCUGAGUUCCUUCCACUUUAUCAAAACUUUCAGGGCUUGUCUCAGAAUAAAUUCUGCAUACAUGUUAAAAAGACUUGGGGACAGAAUGCUCCCUUGUCUCCCAUGUGCCAGUGGAAAACCUACUGCUGUUUGCACCAUGAUCUGUUGACGGUGGAGACUUGUGAUGAAUUCAGUUAGAUGCUUUGGAAUCCCCAUGUCUGCCAGUAUCCUCCAGAGGGUGUUAUGAUGGAUGAUAUCAAAUGCUUUGGCGUAGCCAGAGAAACGCCUAAUCAGUGGAUUGCUGGAUAUUCACAAUUUGAUCAUAUGUGCCUUGACCCUCUCUGAAAUCAACUUGUGGUGAUGGUAGUUCUGCUUCUGUCAUUUGCUUCUUGCCAUCCUGAAUUAUACAGAGGAACACUUUACUUGCAUGCUAUAUCAGGGAGAUGGUACGAUAGUCACUGUACUGUUCUAUUUCCUUUCUUCGGUAAGAGCAGAAAAAUUCCCUUUGUCCAAUCAUCCAGUCAAUUUCUAGUCAUUCAUGCAUCGUUGCAAAUUUUCCACAUGAGAUCAAUACCACCAUCACUGAUCACUUUUAGCAAUUCUGCUGGCACAUUAUCUACCCCUGGUGCUUUCCCAGGCUUCAUUUUCAUAAAAGCACGCACCGCUUCCUCGCUCAGGAUUGAUGGCUCUUGGUCUGUACUCUCUUUUCUAUCAUCCUGUAUUGUAAGUGGCUCUGAUGAGGCAUAGAGGUUGGCACAGUAAUCUCUCUGUGUUUGAAAUCACCACCUUCAAUAAAAAACACUGCCAUCACGAUCUUUUAUUAUGCUUGGUUGCAGGGAAAACUUCUUACUAAAAUGUCUGACCACUGUGAACAUACCUUUUGUUUUAUUAUUUUAAUUCUCAAGUUCCUCACAUUUUGCUCUAAUGUAUUUGCUCUUGUCUCCUCUAGUCUGCCUUUCAAUCUGUCUGCUCAGUUCCUUACAGUGUAUUUUCUGUCCUGCAUUCUUCAGUCUCCAAGCCACUCCCACUCUGCAUAGUCAUUUUGGCAGCUCAGUCACCUUCUCUGUUAAUUAUGAUGCGGUCUGACACUGGCUUUUUGGAAUGUGUGCUUUGGCAGCUUCAAGCAUGAUAGUUUUCAUUUUAUCCCAAAAUUCAUUUGGGUUGUUCUUCUCUUUCACCUAUGAUAGUGACUCAGACCUGUUCUUUACAUGUAGUUUUUGUUGAUUUGGGACAAGUGCAGACACAGCAGACCUGCCAAACGUCUUAUCUUUUUAUAUUUUAAUUUUAUAUUUGAGGGUAACCGUUGAUGGUCUGACCCACAGUCUGCACUCAGGGACGUCUUUGUCCCUUGGACACUUUAUCUGCAGUGUCCCUGUAUCAUUACAUAGUUGAUCUGGUUCUUUGUCACACCGUCAGGUGACCUCCAUAUAUGUAAACAUAUAGGAUGUUGGGUGGAGAUAGUGUUCGUAAUGACCAGAUGAUUACAGUAACAGACUUCAACUAAACAUCUUCCUUUCAUAUUGUAAACCCAGACCAUCGUUUCCCUUUAUUUCUUUAAGAGCUUACAGCUCCAACUAUCGUGUUCGGAUCUCCAAUUACAAGGGUGAGGUCUUCACUUGG
Messenger RNA from Trachemys scripta elegans, 3886 nucleotides. RefSeq names its product chromosome 13 C19orf12 homolog (gene C13H19orf12). Bases 126 to 932 code for a protein of 268 amino acids. NCBI's taxonomy places the organism in Eukaryota, Metazoa, Chordata, Testudines, Emydidae. The transcript has 7 exons. The record is from RefSeq and is a predicted model, not a curated record.